AUGCCCCAUCAUCGCGCGCUUUUACGCACAGCCGCAGCGCGUGGCUCGGUGCUGCUCUGGGCUGCGGUGACUCUGCUCAUCCCUCUGCGGCCAGCCUCAUCUCAUCCGCAAUGUCUGGACUUCGCGCCUCCUUUUAAACCUCUUUGGCACCUGGAGUUCUGCACACAGUACCAGGAGUUCGGCUGCUGCGACCAAAAGACUGACAACAUGAUCGCGGAGAGAUACUGGGACAUUAUCGAGGUUUUGGAGAUACAGGGACUGGACCUCUGCGCGGACAGUUUGAAAGAAAUUAUGUGCCAGGAGUGCUCGCCUUACGCUGCCCACCUGUUUGAUGCUGAAGACCCCUACACUCCGGUCAGAGAGCUCCCGGGGCUUUGUUUUAGCUACUGCCAGGACUUUCACAGCAAAUGUCGACACAUCAUCAAAUAUCUCACUCAAAACCAACUCCUCCAAGACACCAGCCAACGGGACAUGUCCACAUUCUGCACCAUGAUGGACCUCUCUGAUCAAGACUAUUGCUAUCCAAAUGUCCUCAAUAGCCCAGGACUUAAUAGUAAUUUGGGAGAAGUGGUAGAAGACCCUCGAGGGUGCCUACAACUGUGCCUGACUGAAGUAGCAAAUAAUUUAAGAAAUCCAGUCUUGAUGCUGCACAGUGGAGAUGAAACACAUAGGAUGUUCAUAGCAGAGCAAGUUGGAUUCGUUUGGGUUUUCUUACCUGAUGGUAGCAGGCUGGAGCAGCCCUUUUUGGACAUGAGUGGUGAUGUAAUGACCACUCCAUGGUUAGGGGAUGAGAGGGGAUUUCUGGGCAUGGCAUUCCAUCCAAAAUACAAGCACAAUGGACUAUUCUUUAUAUAUUAUUCAAUUCAGGUGGACAGCAAACUGGAGAAGAUCAGGAUAAGUGAAAUGAAAGUGUCUGACCAUGACAUGAAUGUAGCUGAUCCAUACUCAGAAAGAGUCAUUUUGGAGAUAGAGGAACCAGCGGCAAAUCACAAUGGUGGUCAGUUGCUGUUUGGUUUGGAUGGAUAUCUUUACAUUUUCACUGGAGACGGAGGCAAAGCAGGAGAUCCUUUUGGGAAAUAUGGCAAUGCACAAAACAAGAGUGCUCUGUUGGGUAAGGUGCUACGCAUUGAUAUAGACAAGACAGACCCCAAUGGAAAGCCCUACAGCAUCCCUCCUGACAACCCCUUCAUAGGUGACCCAGAUGCCCAUCCCGAGGUUUAUGCCUACGGGGUGAGAAACAUGUGGAGAUGCUCCGUGGACAGAGGAGACCCAGUGUCCCGUCAUGGUAGGGGCAGAAUCUUUUGUGGAGACGUGGGACAGAACCGGUAUGAGGAAGUGGACAUAAUCGAGAAAGGAGGAAACUACGGAUGGAGGGCUAAGGAGGGAUUUGAGUGCUACGACCUCAAACUGUGCCACAACUCUACCCUGGAUGACAUCCUGCCUAUAUUUGCAUACAGCCACCAUGUUGGGAAAUCUGUGACAGGGGGCUAUGUGUACCGCGGCUGUGAAUCACCCAAUCUGAACGGCCUCUACAUUUUUGGAGACUUUAUGAGCGGACGUAUUAUGGCUUUAGAGGAGGACAAACAGACUGGAGCGUGGAAAGAGCGCAGUGUCUGUAUGGGAGAGACCAAAACCUGCUCCUUCCCUGGACUCAUCAACCACCACCACAAGUUCAUAAUUUCAUUUGCGGAAGACGAAGCUGGAGAGCUGUACUUUCUAGCAACGGCUUACCCCAGUGCCACAUCUCCAUAUGGGACAGUUUUCAAGUUCAUGGACCCUUCCAGACGUGCUCCUCCAGGAAAGUGUAAAGUGAAACCACAGCCAGUUAAAGUCCGGGGUAAAAAACAGCCUUUUAUUCCCAGAGAGCUGACAGUGCUGGACAUCAAUGAGAAACCAACAAGGCCUCCGCUCAAAAAGUUUACCAAGAUACCCACAACCAGACGACCCUCUCCAACUACUGAGUUUUCAGAACAGAACGAGGAUUUCUCCAUGAAUAAAUGA
This is a messenger RNA of Periophthalmus magnuspinnatus, 2001 nucleotides long. RefSeq names its product HHIP-like 2 (gene hhipl2). Bases 1 to 2001 code for a protein of 666 amino acids. The transcript is spliced from 10 exons. The record is from RefSeq and is a predicted model, not a curated record. NCBI's taxonomy places the organism in Eukaryota, Metazoa, Chordata, Actinopteri, Gobiiformes, Gobiidae.